CAGGGCUAAGUCUACCAAUAACAAAGGGCCCAUUUUCUGAGCUUGGGCGCGAAAUCACUCAGGCAUGCUCUCGACGCGCACAGACGCGUUAAGUUUAACUUAAGUACCUACCUACUGACGUCAAUACUUAUACCGUCUAUCAAAAGUACAUGAGGCAGGCACCGGACACUCAAUGUGAGUAUUCAACGUCAACUCACCAACAUCCUCAAUACCAGCACAUCCACAGCAUCGCAUCGAUGGCGAAGCGUACGCUCGAUGCCUUUUUCUCGCUCACACCUACUGCGGCGAAGAGAGCACGAGUCGAACCACAAUCAACCACAACGACCCUCAACAGUACAGUCGCCACCACCCAUCCAACAUACUCCUGGCCAGUUCCACAUCUACCCGAGCACAUAUCCUCAGAAGUUGAACUCCUCGUGACGACUCAAGGCAAGGAGAUCAAAGACCAGCCACAUCUCGACCUCUUGUACUUCCAACCCUUCGUCCCGCGCUCCAUCUCGCAAGAUCUCUUCAACUUCCUUCGCUCUGAGCUCUUCUUUUACCGUGUCAAAUACACCAUCAAGCGGUUUGGCAAGGAAACUAUCAUCAAUACUCCGCGUUUCACCACGGUCUUCGGCCUCGACGAGACAAGUUUCUUCGCAGAUAACAAUCAAAUAGUCGAAGCCACAUCUCCGACCAAACCUGUCCGAAAAGACAAAUAUAAAUGCAAGCCUCGCCCUAUCCCUGAAUGCCUGGACCUUCUUCGCCGCGUCACCGAAGCCAAUACAAACACCAAAUACAACUUCUGCCUGGUGAACUACUAUGCCUCCGGAAGCGAUAGCAUCUCUUUUCACAGUGACGACGAGCGUUUCCUCGGCCCCGACCCAGCCAUUGCCUCUUUCACAUUAGGAGCCAAACGAGACUUUCUCAUGAAGCACAAACCGACCAAAGAAGACGAACCAAAACUGGAAACUCGAGACAUCAAACUCCCCCUCGCCAGCGGUGACAUGGUCCUGAUGCGUGGUCCUACCCAGUCCAACUGGCUGCACAGCAUUCCGAAACGCAAGGGUGGCGAAGCCGACAAAGGUCGAAUAAACAUCACAUUCCGUCGAGCCAUGAUACCUGCCGGCACAGAGAACUAUUACCGGUACAAUGUUGGUGAAGGUGGCGUGUACCAAUGGGACAGCACCAAACGGGAGAUGAUGCCCUGGUCAAAGUCGACAAUCACCUCGUGAUGGAAAUUUUGCUCAAUGAGUCUUCCGUUUUCUUCUAAAGCUAAAGAAAUCCAACACCAUUCUGGUAAACGACCUGUAAAUCGUCUUACCCUCGACAGUAUGCGUGGUGAUCCCAAACAUGAACAGAAACCCGAUAGACAAGAUUGCGACAACCAUGAAACACAGCCAGUACGUCUUGAGGCUGUUGAGACUAUAAUGAUGGUCGCCUUGGCCAACAAAAUCGUCGUGCGAGUCAGCCGUUCCACAGCUUGCGACUCCUUGAGCGUUACCAAGUUGAAGUUCUGAAACCAUGUUAGCAUGAACGAACCUGAAUGUGCAAAGGGGCGUGAAUCACCAUGAACAC
Messenger RNA from Exophiala viscosa, 1557 nucleotides. RefSeq lists its product as uncharacterized. The transcript is spliced from 2 exons. Bases 150 to 1214 code for a protein of 354 amino acids. Lineage: Eukaryota; Fungi; Ascomycota; Eurotiomycetes; Chaetothyriales; Herpotrichiellaceae. Gene Ontology annotation, biological process: DNA repair; DNA alkylation repair. Gene Ontology annotation, molecular function: cytosine C-5 DNA demethylase activity; ferrous iron binding. The record is from RefSeq and is a predicted model, not a curated record.